Rhodamnia argentea is the source of this 746-nucleotide messenger RNA. RefSeq lists its product as uncharacterized. The record is from RefSeq and is a predicted model, not a curated record. NCBI's taxonomy places the organism in Eukaryota, Viridiplantae, Streptophyta, Magnoliopsida, Myrtales, Myrtaceae. The coding region runs from base 129 to 653 and encodes 174 amino acids. The transcript has a single exon.
ACAUUUGCGAGGGUAGUAAUGGAAAAGUACCCCAAGCUUUUCGAUGAAAAAGAGGAGGAAAAAAAAAAGAGAAAUUUGAAGAAAUAUCUUCACCGUCGGGCAGUCCAAUCUUCGAGCCAAGCCUUAGAAUGGGAAUCUCGGCGUCGAAGCGGGUCCGGUCCUCCCUCCACAGCUUGCCCGAGUUCGACUCGGCCUGCGACUCGGCCUACGACCACUGCCUCGUCCUCACUCAGCACGCCUUCGACGGCGUCUUCCCCUACCAGCUCUCCUCCGCCUCCGCCCGCCUCCACCACUCCCUCUCCUCCGCCUCCGCUCUCGUGUCCAGGUGGGUCCCGUCUCCCCCUUCCCAGUCCCAGGUCGACCGCGCCCUCCGCGCCACCACUCGCCGUAUGCCCCGGCCCGCCGGCGGUGGGGGAGGCGAUGGGCCUCAGCUGCUCGGGGAGGCGGAGUUCAGGGAGUGGGCCGUCGAGCUGUUCGCAGGCGCCGUCGUGGAGAGCGCGGGGAAGGCGGUGCUGACGCGGGUGCCGAUCGGGGUGGCGGGGAUCGCGGGGCUGGGGAUGGCGACGAGGAGCGGGAAGGAGGUCGUCGGGUCGUUGAUCGGGGUCUACGCGCUCGGCGUGGCGACGUCGAUUUAUCUGGGCUUGUCCGGUUAGUUGACUUGUCAAUUUUCUGUUUAUAAAUCAAAUGUUAAUUUCAAUACGGGGCAACUCGUUCGGAUUGCAAUAUGAUGAAAUUGGUGAAUUCGA